Messenger RNA from Salpingoeca rosetta, 3976 nucleotides. RefSeq lists its product as uncharacterized. The record is from RefSeq and is a predicted model, not a curated record. Gene Ontology annotation, molecular function: phosphatidylcholine lysophospholipase A1 activity. Bases 52 to 3714 code for a protein of 1220 amino acids. Gene Ontology annotation, biological process: phosphatidylcholine metabolic process. Gene Ontology annotation, cellular component: endoplasmic reticulum. NCBI's taxonomy places the organism in Eukaryota, Choanoflagellata, Craspedida, Salpingoecidae. The transcript is spliced from 31 exons.
CAGUCUCAAGUACUGAAUUCAGUGAUUGCUGACACACAAACAAACAAGACGAUGAGCGUGUCAACGAUGAUGGAUGCGGUUGAGGCGGUGGUGUCUCGGCUGUUUGAUGCCAAGCGGUUCGUGGAGUGGACCGUGCAUCCAUGGACCAACAUCUUUGACAUGUCCUUUUACCAAGGCGUCGUGGCGACGAUGCUGUGGGCGCUGCUGAUUGCCAUUGGCCUGGCGUACCUGUGUGCGCUUCGCCAGCAGCGCAUCUUCAAGCGCAAGCUGAGCGAGACGCAGGCGAGCUCGCAGAAAGUGGUCCGCAAGCGUGACAUUGUGAGGCUUUGGAUGCGAAGGGCUGCGCAGCGGGCUGGCUGGCGCAAGGGCAAGCAGCCGACGCUGCCACAUGCCGGCGCCGCGGGUGGCGUGCCUGCCAGGCCCCGGAAAUACCGCCAGAAGCGCGCGCUGGUGCGAGCGACAAAGAGGCUACUGGGCCUGUCACGCAACAAGGACCGAAUGAAUCAGCUCAUCCCCAAGCAGCCGUCCAUGAGCCAGCUCGAGCCAGCGCCGCCCAGCGCCAAGACGAGUGGCAUUCCAAAGGAGAUUGAGUUGACUGUGAACAGCAUGCGGGUGUUUGGGCACUUUGAUGAGACGGUGUUCAGCGAGCUGUACAAGGAGCUCGAAGUGGUGCAUCUUGAGAAGGGGCAAUAUCUGUUCCGUGUUGGCCACGUUGACGACGCCGUGUACAUCGUGCAGCAAGGUCGGGUGCAGCUGUGGUGCCGCGAUUCUGAGGUCAAAGGCGACAAGGGCGUCAACGGUAGAGGCAUCCUGCUGACUGAGCUUGGCGUUGGCGAGAAUGUGUCGUCGCUGCUGUCUGUGGUGGAACGAAUGUCCGGUGCGACCACGCCCUACAAAACCAUUGAAGCGCGCGCAGCCGAGGACGACACAGCCGUGAUUCGCAUUUCUUACGACUGCUUUCUCGGCAUUGUUGGCCGUCACCACGAGGCGUACAGGCAGCUUGUGCAGGUGGUGGCCACGCGGCUGCAGCGUGCUGUGUUUGUCACGUUGCACCGCUUCAUGGGUCUGAGCGUGGAGUUGACGCACGUGCCGUGUGAUCCGCCCCCUCUCCCGGAACUGAAGCACCCAACCGUCACCCAAUCAGACCUUGAAGAUGUUAAACGCUACCAGGACCGACUUCGCGACGUUUGCGCAAUCAUGGCCCAACGCAUUGGCAGUGACGACCUUGGCCCCAUGCUGGCGAAAGUGUGCAAGUUCAGGGCGUGCAGCACGGGCGAGACCGUCGUGGAGCAGGGUGCGCGUGACUGUGACAUCUUCUAUGUUGUGCGUGGAUCCCUGAGCACGUUUAUUCCAGCGCGGUCGGGCGAUGGCGAGGAGUUUGUGUUCAAGGUGAGCGCAGGGCAGUGUAUUGGCGAGCUGUCUGUGCUUUCGCGCAUCGAAUCAUCGAUAACUGUUCGCGCCGACGACGAUGCCCUCCUCGUCAGAAUUCCAAAUGCUGCUGCGCAGAAACUGCUCUCUGAAAAAGCAGGACGGCCUCUUCUCGACCACCUCAUCACCAUUACGCUGAGUGCCAUCAGCCCACUGAUCCGACAAGUCGACUUUGCGCUGGACUGGCCGCACUGCGCCGCUGGCGACGUGGUGUACAGACAGGAUGAGCCCGCCAAGGACAUCUACAUCGUGCUCUCCGGUCGACUUCGGUCUGUCGUCAAGCGGCAAGACGGAACGCGUGCGAUUGUGCGCGAGCACGGGCGAAACGACCUUGUGGGAGAGGUGGAGGUGCUGACGGAGACAACGCGAGCAACCACCGUCCACGCCGUUCGCGACACCGAACUCGUCAAGGUGCCUGCUGGCAUGCUUGAGCUGAUCAAGGCAAAGUACAUUGAGGUGGCAACGCACCUCAUGCGACUGCUGAGCGAGCGACUGCUGUCUAUUGUGCAGGGCGGCGACAACGAGACAAAGGCGCCCGGCUUCUCAACGGUUGCACUUGUGCCGGCAACACCCGACGUGCCCCUCCGCGCAUUCGCACAGAAGAUCGAUGCUGCGCUGAACCUCUAUGGCCCUUCGCUGCUGCUGAAUCAGGACAUUGUGCAGGAGAAAUUCGGAACAAACCCCCUGCAGGUGUCCGGGUUUCUGGAAUCACAGCUCAUCACGUGGCUUGCCCAGGAAGAGGAUCGUUACAGCGUUGUCGUGUAUGAGGCCGAUCCAACGCUCACCGCGUGGACACGUCGCUGUGUGCGCCAGGCAGACUGCAUCCUCAUUGUCGCCCUCGGCAACAACAGCACGGAGCCGGGACAACUGGAGCUCGAGCUUGAGCACAUGUCGCAGCGCGCCCAGAAGGAGCUGGUGCUGCUGUAUCCGAGCAACCAAGUCAGCCCGACAGGGACCGCCAAGUGGCUCAACAAACGAUCCUGGUGCAGCUUCCACCACCACAUCCGCUGCUGCGAUUCCGUGCUGCCGCCCGGACAGCAGAGCAACGACCGCCGCACUCUCCUCGACUUUCUCCUCGACACGAGCCAGCUCCCGGAGGAGUUUCAAGAUGAAGCCACACGCUCAGGCCACGAUGACAGCGACAAGAACGCACCAUCAACAUCAGCAGCAGCAACAGCGACCACGACUGACGAACCACCCGUGACACCAACGACCCCGGCACCGCCGAACGAUGACGUGCGCCUGAAUCUGGAGCUGUCGCACUACGGCCGCCUAGCUCGCCACAUCAAGGGCCUUUCCGUCGGAGUGGUGCUCGGUGGCGGCGGUGCGCGCGGUAUUGCACACGCGGGCGUUCUCCGCGUCCUCGAGACAACAGGUGUUCCUGUUGACAUGAUUGGCGGGACAAGCAUUGGCGCAUUUGUGGGCGCUCUCUACGCAGACGAAGACGGUCUGGACAAGACGGACUUCUUGCCGCGUUUGUUUGAUUUCGCCAAGAGAAUGGGCAAUCAGUGGAACAUUGUCAUGGACUUGACAUAUCCAAUUGUCGCCAUGUUCUCUGGUCGCGCCUUCAACAGGGUGAUCAAUGGGGUGUUUGAGGACACACAGAUUGAAGACUUGUGGAUUCCGUUCUUCUGCGUCACCACCGACAUUACAGACAGCAAGCGCAAGACCCACACGCACGGGUCUGCGUGGCGGUAUGUGCGUGCAAGCAUGAGUCUUAGUGGAUAUCUUCCACCAAUUUGCGAUCCAGAGGACGGGCACCUGUUGCUUGAUGGCGGCUACGUUGACAUUCUGCCAAUUGAGGUGAUGCGCGAGAAAGGGGCGCACACGAUCAUCGCCGUGGAUGUGUCUGCGAAAGAGCCGACGGACUUGGACGUGUACGGCGACGAGCUCUCCGGCUGGUGGCUGCUCUGGCGCAAGUGGAACCCCUUCCUCUCAAAGCCAAAGAUCCCUGUGAUGGAAGACAUUGCGUCGCGUCUCGCGUUCAUCUCCUCAAGCAACUUCCUCAAUCAGCUGCAACUGAAACAGGACGACAUUGAGCUGCUGCAUCCGCCCGUGUCGCAUUACGGCGUGCUCGAGUGGGACAAAGCCAGCGAUAUCCUCAACCUCGGCGAGGACUCGGCUAGGCAUCAGCUGCAGCACUGCGCACGACGCUGGCGCCUGGAGAAGCGCAAGCGUGCUCGUUCGAGCGCUGCUGCGCUUUCGCUGCACAAUGUGGCCGACGUUGAAAAGUUUCGCUUUGAGCUCAAGACACCGCGCCAGCCGUCGCUUGACAUUGCGUUCUGAUGCUGCAGUCGAGAUGCUGGUGCUGCAUGGUGUGAUGUGUUGUGCAUUGAUGUGGGUUACAUGUAGUGGGUGUGCUUGGUUACGUUUGGUAGUUGUGGUUACGUGUUGUGGUGGAGUGCACUUGCUUACGACUGCUGGUGAUUGUCACGUGUUCAUGCUGAUGAGCUUGUAUGGCUGCGCGUGUCAAUGUGUGUGCAUGACGUGCUGUCAAGCAAGCAGAACUGUGUGUGUGCGUGUUUGCGAUAAAAGGUCUGGCACAGAA